ACCAUCAGAAAACAAUUUCAAAGAUGUCUCUUCCUUACUUGAUACUAUUGCUCCUUGGAGUGGUAGUUCUCACCUCUCCCUCUCUUGCACAUUAUGAAGAACCACCCAAGUAUGAGCACAAACCUCCCGAGAUCAAGAAGCCACCAUUUUACAAACCUCCUGAGAUCCAGAAGCCUCCAUUUUAUAAACCUCCCAAAGUGGAGAAGCCAUUCCCAGAGCCUAAGCCUAAACCACCAGUUUAUGAACCUCCUAAAGUAGAGAAACCCAACCCACCAACUUAUGAACCCCCCGAAGGAACGAAGCCAUUCCCAGGCUACAAGCCACCAACCCCAGUCUAUGAACCCCCUAAGAAGGAGAAACCUGAACCAGAACACAAGCCGCCAACCCCCAUUUACGAACCUCCUAAGAAGGAGAAGCCAGAGCCAAAGCCACCAACGCCAGUUUAUGAACCCCCUAAGAAGGAGAAGCCAGAACCAAAGCCACCAACCCCAGUUUAUGAACCGCCUAAGAAGGAGAAGCCAGAACCAAAGCCACCAACCCCAGUUUAUGAACCGCCUAAGAAGGAGAAGCCAGAACCAAAGCCACCAACGCCGGUUUAUGAACCCCCUAAGAAGGAGAAACCAGAACCAAAGCCACCAACUCCAGUUUAUGAACCCCCUAAGAAGGAGAAGCCAGAACCGAAGCCACCAACUCCAGUUUAUGAGCCUCCUAAGAAGGAGAAGCCUGAACCAGAACACAAGCCAUCACCACCUUAUGGUGAGUACCCGGGGCAUCCUCCAGUAGAGAAGCCACCCACUCCAUACUACAAGCCACCUUAUGGUCAGUAUCCAGGACACCCCCCAUUGGAGAAGCAACAUACUUCAUAGUUCCAGGCACCGCAGUAGCACUCAUAUUUAAAUAAAUUUGAACCUACAAAUAAGAGCUGCUGUGCUUUCUUGUUUCUGUUGGUGGAUCAGAUAUCUCAAGUAAGAACUGGCCAUAUCAGUACUUGUUGUAAUGUCUGCUUGUAGCUAAUGAGUAUAACCUGACUUGUCUCAUGUGAAUGCCACCUGCAGUGAAUUUGUAUUGUAUAAUGUUUCCUUCUUAUAUUUUUCUUUUUUGCCAGUUUGAACCCCUGAAUAAUACCUACAUGGAGAA
Molecule: messenger RNA, 1137 nt
Organism: Rubroshorea leprosula
Lineage: Eukaryota; Viridiplantae; Streptophyta; Magnoliopsida; Malvales; Dipterocarpaceae
Source: the annotation of a GenBank genome assembly